This is a messenger RNA of Paramecium octaurelia, 2315 nucleotides long. Lineage: Eukaryota; Ciliophora; Oligohymenophorea; Peniculida; Parameciidae. The record is from the annotation of a GenBank genome assembly.
AUGAAUAAUUAACAAACAAUUUCAAAUAACUCCAAGUAAGAACAAUAACCAGAAGAGGAAUCUUAUGAUGAAGAAGAUGACGAGGACUUAUAAGAGUACACUCAAUCGAGUAAUCUAAAAUAGUUGUUCAAUAACUAAGGUAAAUUCAAAAUGAUAGAAAUCCUAGAUUCCUUCAUGCAGCAAAUUCAUCUUCUGAAUGAAUAGGCCACUGCUAAAAUUAAACAACAAAAACACAAAGAGGCAUUGAAAUUAUUGCAACAAUCCGAACAGAUGCUUGAAGUAUCACCAAUUUACAUACUUUUAGUUUGCUGCCAGCUGUGGUAGAGUAAUUGAUAGGAACUUAAUCAUUAUUAUCCUGUACAACCAAGCAUGUGCUUAUUAGUGGUAUCCUUCGCUUUCUCAUUUUUAGUCAAUGGAUCCUUGAUAAAUGUUCUAAGUACCUGGAUGGAGUGAUCUACAAUAUGGAAAUUGGCAUCAAAGAAGAUGAGCAGGAUUUGCAAACUCUUGCCAAUGUGCAGGAGAAACAAGCCUAACUCAUCAAGAGAUAGGCCUUUUUGGUUAAAGCCUAUUUACAAUAUACUGCAAUACUGAGUCAAUUAGGAAAGUAAUUUAGCAUUUAUACAUAGACAUAAGUAAGCUUUGAUUAAUUCUCAAAAAGCAGCUCAAACCAUGAGAGAGUUAUUUAAGAUAGCCAAUUCUUUCUAUCAAUAGUGGCUCUAGGUUAAUGGCUCCCAAGAAACUGCUACGACCUCCCAAUCUAUAGUGUCAAUGAGAAGUAUGUCACACAUCCUUAUUUUCUAGAUGACUCAUCUCACAAUCUGGAUAAAAAGAAGAAGGGCUAAACUUAUCAACUCAAAGAUGAAAUUGAAUUUGGUAGACUUGUCAUUGACAGUGCCUCAGAUGUAUUGAAGGACAUGAUUAAGCAAGAAGACUUAUCCUCUAUUCGAAUCGAUUAGAAACAAUUACUCAGAGAAACAAAACGAUAACUGUACAAUUGGAGAAACAACCCAGAGAAUAAUGAAAAGUCAGUCAGAAAAGAAUUAAAGUUAGUCACUUAGAAUGAAGAAUAUCGAUCUUUGUUGGGUAUUCAAAACUUGGCUGAUUGGAUCAAGAACUUUAAUAUUGGGUCCAUUAUGCACAUGGCUCCUUAAAUUUAUGAGGAUUUCACUUAAUUUGGAGAAAUGAUUUUUGAAUUGGCUAAACGAUAACUAUUGGAAAAGGUCAUCUAUCUAUCAAUCUCUUACUUCACUAUUGCAACUGAAUUGAGGUUUGUUGAAUUAGAAAAGGCUAAACAACAUGGGGUUAAAGAUGAUAAAAUAGACACUGAAGAAUUCAAACUCAGUGAACUAUACCAUCUUAAAUCAAUCGAAAUAGCAUGUAGACACAUCGCUUUUCAAUCACCAUACAUAUCUCACUUAAUUACAAGUUACCAUAAACAUUACAAUAUUAAUCUAGAUGUUAUCAGAGAAGAAUCCUUGCAAUCGAAUGCCUCUGAAAAAAUAAUAGAAGAGCAAGAACAGUCAAAAGUUAAAGGCAAAAUGUUGCAAAUAUAAAUCAAUAAAGAACUUCCCCAUUCCAAAUUUGAAAAACAAGAUCAAUCUCCCAAACUCACUGGCAAUUUCAUUAAGUCAUUUCUUAAUUCCAGAUCACCUCCCAAAUAGACACAACAAUAAUCAGUUAAAAAUCUUAUUGGUGAUACAGUCAAAAUUCAAACCAAUCUCUUAGAAUAAAUGAUUAAUAAAAAAAGAGGUUCUGAUUCCUCACCCACUAAUUAGAGAAACCUAGCCAAAUAGUAGAACUAAGCAGAUUUUGAUUUCAGUGUCUAUUUAAAAAAGUAAUCCAACCCAUGCAACACCAGUAAUCUAAAUACAGAUACCACCUCGGAUAUCAUCAACAGUGUCAUGACUUUUCAAUUGCAGCCAUACAAGAAUAACAAUAUCAAAUGCAAUCUAACUAAUAUGAUUAAACAACAAAGCCCAACCAAUAAUAACAAUACAUAAUUAAAGUCCUUGCUGUCAGAUGCCUGCAGAACUGAGAGAUAAGUAAUGACUGAAUAAUAGAAUUCUUACACGCCUAUUAGUUAUAGAGUUAAUAAUAGAUCUCCUGAUUCAUCCUAUCUCAAUGCCUAAAAGUAGCGAUAGUAGCAAUUGCAUCAAAACAAAACUCCACAAAAUAGACCAAGAACUAACACUGAACAACAAUAUCCGUAGCCCUGUAUCUAAUCAUAUAUAUAUAAUAUAGCUUUCCCGUUAAAAUUAGAAACCAUUCAGUAGUUAUUAAGAAGCAAAGCAAUUAAUAAUCAGAAAAUCAAAUGA